CUGAGCGACCGUCUUCUUUCCCGCAGACCACUUCUAGCCGAACUCGGUUCCCGACAAUCGUCAACCCCAGCUUCGCCCGGAAGCGCCAUCGAAAAUGAGCGCUCCUCCUCCUCCUGCCGUCAACGGUCCUUCGCGACCUCCUGCCCGUCCUCCCGUCAUUCGACGCCAGGGCAACGUUAAUCCCUUGGUAGCGAGAAAGCCUCCGAGACCGAAACCGGCGUUCUCACGACCACAGAAACAAGAGGCACCCAAAGAUCCUGAUGAGCCAACUCCAGAGCAGAAGGAAGCGCUGAGGAAGCUAGCGCUACAACGCCAGCAGAAUGGCGGCUGGACCGAAAAACCGCCAGACACUUACCAGGAAUUCCCCUUGGUCAUGACAAAGCGGUCGAUGCUCGAGGGCAUACGGCAUCAUAUCAUGCGCAUGACCAAGGCCAAGGGAGACGGCACGGUUGACGUGACGAAUCAAGACCAAUUUCCCCGCCCUGUUACCCUGCUUCGACGCGAUCCUAGACUCCCGCCUGCCCAUCGCAUGGCCGUGAAAGAGGAGCCUGCUGCUCCCGUGGAUCCUGCCGAAGCCGCCGAGUUUGAGCGUCUCCGACAGCUUAAGGCUGACAAGGAGGCCCAGCGUGCUUUGGACCAGGCCCAGAUUGCCCCAGUUAUCAGGACCAAUGAGCCGAAGCCAAAGCCGAACCAUAACAAGAAGGAAAAGAUGACGUCCUUUUACGGCCGGAAUUCGGAUGCGCAAAAGAAAGAAUCCAAGAUCCACUACGAGGAGACAUGGCCGUGGCACCUCGAGGAUGCCGAGGGCAAGUCGGGUGUGUGGGUGGGAUCUUACGUUGCCGCUCUCUCGGACAUCCAUGUCGGGCUCGUUAUUGAUGGUGCCCGCUUCCGCAUGAUCCCGCUUGAACGGUUCUACAAGUUCGACGAGAAGCCCAGGUUCAACACGCUGUCCCUCGAAGCCGCGGAGAAAAUGAUGUACGAGGUCAAGCAAAUUAAGCGCUGGGCUAUGAAAGAGAAAGAGGACGAGCAGCUGGAGAAAGAAAAGAACGAGACGAGGAAUUUCUUGCGCGGGCCCACCCGUGUUAAAACUGAGAGCGCAACUUCCCGCAUGUCUCGCAGGGAAGAGAGGGAGGACGAUUUUGAGCUUGACAUUUCCGGUGAUGAGUUUCAAGACGAUGAUGAAACACCAGGCUUUGAGGCAGAUGAUGAGGAUACCAAGGAGUCCAAGACUCGCAUCCGCCGCGAGCAGGUCUCCGCCAACACGUUUGGAGAGGGUGAAGAGGACAAAGUCGAGCAAGAGGAGCGAGAAAGGCAACUGGAGAAGCUGAAGCGCAAGAUGAUGGGCAAACAAACCAUCAAAAGUUUGAAGAAGCUUGAGCAUACUAUGGACUACGCCGACGAGUCGGAAAGCGACGACAACAAUCCUUUUACCGAUCAUGAGGACACCGAUGAGGAGUCCGAGUCGUCGGACGAGCGCAAAGAAGACGAAGAGUCCAAAAAGACUGAGCAGGGCGCCUCCGGACCCAAUACUAAAGGUAACACAACGCCAUCCGGGAAGCAGAAAGCCGUCGAAGCAGUCAAAAAGGGCAAGCUCAAGCGGCCUGGCUCACCGAAUAUGACCGACUCGAGCGACAAUGAGGCGGCCCGCAAGAGGGUCAGGACCGGAAAGGGAUCCGUUACCGCCAGCCGAGCCGCCACCCCGCUUCCCGGCCGGCCGAAACCAUUAGGCGCUGCCACAAGCGAUGGUGAAGUCACGGCCGGAGAGGCGUCGGAUGCGGGUGCCAUGCUGAAAAAGAAGCUCAAAAUCAAGCCCGGUGCGCGCCCUGGCGGCACGCCAUCAGGCUCAAGGGCAGUUAGCCCUGCUCCAGCCGCAUCCCAAGGCCCUAGCAAGGUCGGCAGUGCGACGCCCAGUGGUUCGCCGCCUCCUGGCGCGGCCGCGGAUAGUAAAAUACAGCCCUCCGAGAUUGUUGAGUCGCUCGCGCCUUAUGCUGAGCAGGGCAUCACCCUGGGCGACCUGCUGCGCAAGUUUCGUGGCAGGAUCGAUAGGCCGGGCGGUACCACGAAAGCCGAGUGGAUUCAGAUGGUUAAGGCCCAAUCAGUGUAUGAUACGAAGUCCAAGCUGCUGCGCCCUAAGACUAGUAUCGAGUCGCCGCAGGCGUGAUCAGGGUAGGACAUGCCUAGGCUGAACCGGACUUGAUGGGACCGGAUUUGAUGCCUGUCUGCGGACUAGAUGAAACAAUUGGCACCCGCGUGGGCGUGGGUACUACUCAGGGGCUUUGGUAUUAUAGAAUAGGUCAGUGUAGGCCCCUGGCACAGAUUGAUGCCAUCUGGUAGCGAAGAUCUGCCUAGCUCUCAUCACGAUUCCAGGAACAUGGAACCAAGAAGGAUACUGAUGGA
Canariomyces notabilis is the source of this 2397-nucleotide messenger RNA. Its product is annotated as Rap30/74 interaction domain-containing protein. Gene Ontology annotation, biological process: transcription initiation at RNA polymerase II promoter; positive regulation of transcription elongation by RNA polymerase II. NCBI's taxonomy places the organism in Eukaryota, Fungi, Ascomycota, Sordariomycetes, Sordariales, Chaetomiaceae. The record is from RefSeq and is a predicted model, not a curated record. Gene Ontology annotation, molecular function: TFIIF-class transcription factor complex binding; RNA polymerase II general transcription initiation factor activity; DNA binding. Gene Ontology annotation, cellular component: transcription factor TFIIF complex; nucleus. The transcript is spliced from 3 exons. The coding region runs from base 95 to 2161 and encodes 688 amino acids.